GGUUGUCAAGCAGAUCGUAGUAGUUGGUUCAUAAAAUAUUUAAAAAUGAGUAUUUUAAUGUAUAUGCUUCGUACAAUGCGAAAUUCUCCAUUUUCACCUUUACAUUCAACAUGGAAAGAUUCUGUCAUGAAACUGUCAUCUGGAAAAGAUCCAGUUUCGAAAAACCCGAUUUCCCCAAGAGUGGAAGAAUUUAGAAAGAAAUUGCAACAGAAAACACCUAUUGGAAAGUUGGAUGAACAAAUGGGGAAACAUCCAUAUGAAGAAGAGCAGCCCCUACCUCCCUGGCCAAAUAACACUAAUCCACAUACAGGGGAAGUUGGAGGCCCCAGAGGACCUGAGCCUACACGGUAUGGAGAUUGGGAAAGAAAAGGAAGAGUAUCCGAUUUUUAAAAUCUUUUGGUUGCUUAUUGACUGAUUGUUAGUAAUUUGUUUUUCUUUUGUAAAGAUGUUAUAUAUUUUGAUUAUAAUUUUUAUAUAAAUGUAAGUAGUUAAUUAAUUAAACAUAAUCUCCACAGGAUU
Messenger RNA from Diabrotica balteata, 519 nucleotides. Lineage: Eukaryota; Metazoa; Arthropoda; Insecta; Coleoptera; Chrysomelidae. The record is from the annotation of a GenBank genome assembly.